This is a messenger RNA of Bursaphelenchus xylophilus (pine wood nematode), 1589 nucleotides long. NCBI's taxonomy places the organism in Eukaryota, Metazoa, Nematoda, Chromadorea, Rhabditida, Aphelenchoididae. The record is from the annotation of a GenBank genome assembly.
AUGGAGACCGCUGUCGCUCCAUCUCGCGAUAAGUAAGCGUUAACGUUUGUCUCGCUUUCUAUUUUAAAUUAAUUUAGCCAUCAAUUAUAAAUAACCUAUAACGGCCUUUAUAAAUGUAAUUAAAUCGCGCUUACAGCUCGCUCAACAGGACUAUGGUGAUCUCCAAAAAGACCCCUCGUCCCGCUCUCCCCGAAUUAAAAGCCGGUGAUGUGCCUGCGGAGCCGAAUGACUCCCAAAAGUGAGGAAAUCCCCUCUUUUGGAUAAAUUUUUUAUUAAACUUUUAGUCUGCCCAAACGAGCCCGCACUUCCACGGUCACGUUGCAUUCUGAGGACAUGGACGAGGUGAGGAGGGGUUUAGAAAUGCAUGGAUACUCUAAAAGUGGUCAUAUGGCGGGCACCAUCUAUUUUGCACAGUGCAUUCCAUUUACAGCCGAUUUUUUGGCCGUGCUGGACGUGAAAGACAAGGAGAUUUAAAAAUUUAUUAAUUUUGGAGCAGGCAAACCUAGUUGUAGAAUUUUUUAAAGAGAUAGUAUUUCAGAGUCCAGAUAAUCGCCUUCUAAUUAUACAAAAGUGCACUGUGCGUGUUUGAAGCCAAAAAAAACGUUCUAUAUGUACUAAAUCUUAACAUUUAAUAAAGGAUAACUGUUACAGCAGAGUGCCAUGGACCGAAUUCGGCGAGAAAUGGAAGAAUCGCUAGAGCAGAAAGAGAACUUCAAGCAGAGAGUCAUGGAGAAUCCGAUGGAGGAGAUGAUUAAACUCAAGUUUCAAUUGGAAAUGGCUAGAACCGCGGCCUCCUAUGCCGAUCAAUUCUUUGCUGUCUGUGAGAAGAAUGAAAUUGGUAAGUGAAUGUCAUCGGAAAUUGAGCAUUUUCGUAUUUUAAGACAUCACAAAGGUCCUCCAAAAUGAUCCGGAUGUGUUGUUUGAAAUGAAACUAAAGGGAUCCCUGCUAACUCCGACCUCUUCCGAAGAACAUACAAAAGAGUUGAAGACCCUGAGGGCAGAACGAGACCAUCUGGCAGACGAGGCGAAAGCGCUGAAAGCCAGCUAUUCAAGUUUAUUCAAAUCAUACGAAAAACUGAGAAAUAAUUAUGAUAUCCUGAGGGUCUCCAGGAAUGAAUUGGUGGAACAAGUGGAACAACAGAAGGCAGCGAUGGCACAGAUGUAUAAAGCAUCCAUGGAUCUGAAGGAACUGAUGAUUGGGCAGGUCGCGGAGUAAGUUUUGAGUUUGAAAUAUUAUAUUCAAUAAAAAAAUCGUCAAAUUUUGAUAUCAAAAUUUUUUUUUCUUCGAUUUGAAUAAGAAAAUUCCAGAUCCUGCAUUUUUAAAAUUAAAAGUUCACUUUUCAGAGCUGAUCGAACCAUCGCCGAGACCAAGGGGAAAUACGAUAACGAUACCGUAACCAUACGAAUGGAUCUACUCAAAUUGGAAAACGAAAAUAAAAGUCUCAAGUCUGAGGUUGACGGGAAAGUAAGCUCUUGUUUACAUUACAACUACAAUCUCAUCUUUCCCUUUCCAGAACAACGAGAUCUCACAACUUCGCAAGAUCGUCCAAGAUAUCAUAAAACAAGUAAAUGUGGAAGUAAUCGAAUAA